AUGCUUCAACGUGGUCUAUUAACAAAUGCCGAGCAACAACAGCAGCAACAAAAACAACCGCCUUACGACACGACAAGAGCAACAACAACAGCAACACACGAAAUCAAUUUAUUAAAGGAACAAGAACAUUUAGGCAUUAAACACAACAGCAGCAGCAAUAGACAAGAUUCCAAUGAGGAGUAUAAAGAGAGAAUAAACUGUUUACCCAUUAUAGAAAUGCCGGAAAUAAAAAUUGAACAAGAUGUGGAAUAUAUGGAGGGUAUAGAAGAGGAACAGCCAGAGCUACAACAAGUUAGAGAGGAUGUGGAGGAUGUGAUAGAAGAGCCACAGGCAAUGGAGUUGGAGCAGGAGGAGAUGAGCAUUAAGCCAGUGCCACAGUUGCUGGAACCAACAUCGAUCUUAAAGACUUCUUUACUAACGGGAGCAGCAAAUACUUUGGCCACAUUGACAGCUGCCGCCGAACAAAUAGCUAGAAUGCCAAAUGAGAGUUUAACGAAAAAUUAUCCAUAUUUCAAGGAGGAAAAUAAAAGAACUUAUACAGUGGAGGAAGAUCAAACGACUAAAGCAGUGGAUGAAAGGAGAAUGAGUGCAUCGUCCUCAACGACAAACACUACCACAACAUAUACGUCAAUUUUACAAACAGCAUUGAUGUCUAAACGUCCAGCAACAUUAAAUGUUGCAGCUACAGCUUCAUCAGCAACAUGUACAAAAACUUUGCAUGUACGAACACCAGAUCAAGUUUUAAAGACUGCCGUUACUUUGGCCACUUUAGGUGAGAUAGCAGCUCAACAGGAACAACAGCAGCUGCAACAGAGCCAGCAGCAGCAACAGCCUCAUAUAUUGGUGGUGCCCCAGGUACAACCAACAUUACGUAAAAUGUGCACACUGCCUUUUAAGAAAUUAAAUUUUGCCAAUGUAACAUCCACAUCAUCAGCAACAUGUUUAACAAACACUGCCUCUUUAAAUACCAGCAACAUCACCAACACCACCACCACCACAACAACAGCAGCAGCAGCAACUACCACUACCAUUACAAAUAAUUAUUUAGGUUCUAAUAUUAAAACAAAUACUAAUUUAACUAAUAGUAGUAGUUGUAUAUUAAAUACACAUAAACAGGCGGCUUCAAACAACAGAGAAACAACCACAGCAACAUUUUUUGAUACUAACAAUAUUAUAAACAAUGUCACUAUAUGUAGCAACAGCAGCAACAGUAACAGCAAAUCCCAAGCCAUGGCCACACAAACUCUAAAAAUUCCCACAAUCAAGCCACAAUUGGUAACCACACAAACACAAACCGAGGAGGAAACCAACACCAACACCACCACCUCAACUCCCCUAACCUUAGCGACCACCUCAAAUAAUAGUGCAUCUUCAUUACAAACGGCCAGCUGUAGCGGGCUGUUAAGGACUGCCGUGCCAACAAAUACAAAACUGUUGACACAAAACUCAUUAAACACUUCAUUAACAAACAAAUUCCCGGCGAAAACCAAAACUUUGGCCCAUGAAAAUGUGGCCACCUGUUCGCCAGCAACAAAUGUUGCUGACCCAGUGGUGGGCCAUAUUAUUAAACAUGUGUCUAGCAAAAAUAAAACUGGCAUUUCCCCAGCCAGUCCAGCAGCAUUGGAGGCAUGCGAUGCCCCAGCUGCUACAAACACUGCCACAAAUGUUACUGUUGUUGUUUUUGAAACAUUGUUACCUGAGGACUGA
Molecule: messenger RNA, 1707 nt
Organism: Calliphora vicina (urban bluebottle blowfly)
Lineage: Eukaryota; Metazoa; Arthropoda; Insecta; Diptera; Calliphoridae
Product: mucin-5AC-like
Exons: 1
Coding region: 1-1707 (568 amino acids)
Source: RefSeq, a predicted model, not a curated record